This is a messenger RNA of Zygosaccharomyces rouxii, 342 nucleotides long. RefSeq lists its product as uncharacterized. NCBI's taxonomy places the organism in Eukaryota, Fungi, Ascomycota, Saccharomycetes, Saccharomycetales, Saccharomycetaceae. The transcript has a single exon. Bases 1 to 342 code for a protein of 113 amino acids. The record is from RefSeq and is a predicted model, not a curated record.
AUGGCUGACUGUCUGUGUGAGAAUUUCCCCAAUUACAAUUUCAUGGGCUCUAAAAGAACUGCGGAUUUUGAAGAUAGAAGCCAAGAAGAAUGCGUUGUACGUUAUAACAAGAAGAUCAAAAGAGAACCGCUGACACCGCCAAGGGAAUCAUCGUGUGAGGUUGAGAAUAAGGGAUGUUCACCAUACUGGGAGGUGGAGGAAUAUAUGGUUCGCGGAUAUGAAUCUAUACAAGAUGUUCAAUGCAGUCUUUACGAUCUGACCCCAGAAGAAGAAUUGGAAAGACAAUGUGAUGAUGACGAUGGCGAAGUACCGCGAAUCGAUUGUGAUAUUGAUAUGAUGUGA